Molecule: messenger RNA, 2488 nt
Organism: Cavia porcellus (domestic guinea pig)
Lineage: Eukaryota; Metazoa; Chordata; Mammalia; Rodentia; Caviidae
Gene: Spmip6
Product: sperm microtubule inner protein 6
Exons: 7
Coding region: 387-1289 (300 amino acids)
Cellular component (GO): perinuclear region of cytoplasm; manchette
Molecular function (GO): alpha-tubulin binding
Source: RefSeq, a predicted model, not a curated record
UUUUGUUCCUCUCCCAAGACAGUGAGAAGCCCAGCCUGGAAAGUCUCCAGGAAUUCUCUGAACUUGGAAACUGGACUCUUGAGGGUCUAUGGCAGGAAAGAGCCAGGAGGAGAGAGGAAGCCAGACCUCAUCAUGUUCCCCUGGGGAUGAGGCUAACCCAGGUGAUAUCACAAUGGGCAGUGCCCAUCCUGGAGGAGGAAGCAAGGUGGGGGAGACCAUUCAGGCUGCAGGGGAGGGGAGCUGAGAGACCCUCCACAGGAGGGUCACAGCAGCUAGGAGCACCUGCCAGGCUGGAGGUGUGGACUGUCUGAGAGAGGGGGUGGUCACUGAUGUCCAGCAGGAGUCUUUCUAGGUAGAGGCCACCACAGCGCCCUGGAGACCCCACCAUGUACCUCUUCUCGCGAAAGACCAAGACCCCCAUCAGUACCUACACUGACUCCUACAGGGCUCCUACCUCUAUCAAGGAGGUCUACAAGGACCCACCUCUGUGGGCCUGGGAAGCCAACAAGUUUGUGACCCCGGGUCUGACUCAAACCAUGAAGCGCCACACAGAUCCUGAAGCGCUGCAGAAGAUGGCCAGGUGUGCUACACAGGACUACAACUAUAAGAGUUCCGUCUCGGGCCACCCCUACUUGCCCGAGAAGUACUGGCUGUCUCAAGAGGAAGAAAACAAAUGUUGCCCAAGUUACCUGGAAAGUGACCCGUACUGCACUUGGAGGACAGGACCUUACAACAGCACCUCCUGGAACAAGUACAGCACCUGCCUUCCUCGGCUGCCUAAGGACGCCGGGAUGGACACGGCGGUUCGCGGGAUGACCCUGGAGUGCCCCCCUAAACCGGAGCGCCUCAAUGCUUACGAGCGCGACGUGGUGGCAAACAUGCUGAACUCGCUGCCCCGGAACCGGACCCUGCCGCAGAUCACGCCCCGCUGCGGGUGCGUGGACCCGCUGCCCGGCCGCCUGCCGUUCCGGGGCUACGAGAGCCCCUGCUCCGGCCGCCACUACUGCCUGCGCGGCAUGGACUACUGCGUCUCCGGCGCGCCCUGCGCCGAGCGCCGCCACCUGCGGGCGCUGUGCCCCGAUCAGCCGACUGUAAGGAGUGCAUCACCCUGCGACCACCGGCCCGGAAUGCACUGUGCUGUUACAACUCUCCCGCCGUCAUACUGCCCAUAUCCGAACCUUAGAUGGGACACAAGUCACUUCAAGAAGACCGGUGGUCCCCAGAGAAACAACUACAUCGUCCACCCAGAGUUUGUGUCUGAGACCUAUCCCAACUACUGUUGCUGGUAGAGCCUGGGCUGGCCAGGCUAAGGGGGUAGAGCAAUAAAUUCUCCCAAAGCAGUGCUUCCUGUGUCCUUUCCCAGGAGGAGCUGAAAGUGAGGGCUCAGGUACUCAGAGUCACCCAGCCCUGAACUUCCAGACUCCCAUGAUUCUCUGUUUCCUCGAGUGCUUUUCUGACAUCCAGCAAUGACUGUAUGUCCAUCUAGUGUCCUCCCCUGCAAAAUACACACACACCAUAGGGGGAAACCAUCGGAUCCCCCUAACUCUGCAAAAGGUCCAUCUGUUUCCCACCCCCACAAAGACCCCAUUAGCUGACAUUGCCCCAGCCCCAGAGUGUCCCCAAACUUAGAUGCCUCUCAGAGGACACACAUCCAUUCCUUCCACACCCUUGCUUCCUGCUCGCGGAGUCUCUGUUAGGGUCUCCCAAAAGUCUCUGUGUCCAGAUAACCUUGUCCUCCCCUACCCAAGGCCUAAGGAAUCUGGAAGCCCCAUGACCAAUUUCAGAUGUGAAAGCCAUUAUCUUGCCCCUCAAGGAUGUUCUGAUAUCUCUAGGGUUCUUCAGUGCUUUCUCCAUUAAAAAUGUGAAAUCUCGGCAGCUUCCAUCAUCCUUGGUCCCUGGGAAGGGGUUUGACGGCUCGCUCAUUUCUCCCCUGCUCUCUUCUGACUAAAAACUGUCCCUAAGAGGAGGGGUGGGACCCAUAAAUACUAGACAGGGGCGGGGAGUUGUAAAAACACUGAUUGAAAUCACCUCUUCCCGUCCCAGACCCUGGACUCUGCUGGGUUGGCCCAGUGGGUCGUCAGUUUAGACCACAGGCUGGUUGGAAUGGUAAGCUGCCUCCAGGGCUCUUGAUUGCAGGUGUUGGGAGCAGGAACCAGGGGUCCGGCAGUGAAUGGGUGUGGAAAACCACACACUGAAGCUGGACCUCAACCAGUUCCUUAUCCUGCAGUAACCUCAGCCUUCUAGACAAAGCAUCGCGCUGAUAUUAACCUGGGAAUAUCUUCAUAACAUAAGCAAAGAAGUUUCUCAUGGGCCCAGGAACAUGUUUACCUCCUGGGCUGCACAACAUAGAAGUUUCUCAUGGGCCCAAGAACAUGUUUACCUUUGCUGUAUGCACAAGAAAGUGUCCUGAAGUGACUUGUACUGCUCUUUGUUUUGAAACACUAUAAAAACUCUGGAGUCCUUUAAUAAAUCGCCUUUUGCCUCCUGA